Harpegnathos saltator (Jerdon's jumping ant) is the source of this 1652-nucleotide messenger RNA. RefSeq names its product chitin-binding protein vajk4 (gene Vajk4). Bases 179 to 1420 code for a protein of 413 amino acids. The transcript has 2 exons. NCBI's taxonomy places the organism in Eukaryota, Metazoa, Arthropoda, Insecta, Hymenoptera, Formicidae. The record is from RefSeq and is a predicted model, not a curated record.
UCGCCCAGGCAGCUUUUUUGCCAAUGUAACGCGAGCCACGAGUACGUAUAAUGUAAGCGAUGAGGUGCAGGGAAAGUGCCAAGCUAUUAUAGCGCGAGGUAUAUAAGGCUCGGUCUAGAAAACGAAGCGGUUCAGUUAGUGGUCAUACGCCACGCUUCAAACAUACGCGAACUCGAGAAUGAAUAUUAAGAUCGUCAUCCUUUCGGUGGCUCUGGCCAGCCAGGUUCUAUGCGCGAGAGAAUCGAGCGAAGCGAACGACGCGAGCUCGCUCGAUCGAAAUGUCGAGGCGGACCUGACGGAGAAGAAGACGGAGAAACGCGGGCUGCAACACAGUUACGGUGACUUCGGGGGUGGUGGCGGCGGUGGCGGCGGCGGCGGCGGCGGCGGCGGUGGCUACGAUCAUCACGAGCACGUGAAGACUGUGACGGUCGUGAAGAAAGUGCCGGUACCGUACGAAGUAACGAAGCACGUGCCCUACCUGGUGGAGAAGCACGUGCCCUACGAAGUGAAGGUCGGCGUGCCGCAGCCCUACACCGUGGAGAAACACGUGCCCUACCCGGUGAAGGUGUUCGUCAAAGUGCCGGUGCACGUGCCGCAGCCGUACACCGUGGAGAAGAAGGUGCCGUACGAGGUGAAGGUGCCGGUUGACAAGCCCUACGAGGUCAAGGUAUACGUGCCGCAGCCCUACACCGUGGAGAAGCACAUACCGGUGCCGGUGAAGGUGCCGGUGCCGCAGCCUUACACGGUCGAGAAGCACGUGCCCUUCCCGGUGAAGGUGAAGGUGCCGGUGCCGCAGCCCUACGCGGUGGAGAAGCCGGUGCCGUACGAGGUGAAGGUACCGGUCGACAAGCCGUACCCGGUGGCGGUGCCGAAGCCGUACCCGGUCACCGUGGAGAAGCCAUACCCGGUGCCGGUGGAGAAGCCGAUACCGUACGAGGUGAAGGUGCCGGUCGACAAACCGUACCCAGUGCCGGUGGAGAAACCCUACCCGGUACCGAUCAAAGUCCCAAUUCCGCAACCGUACCACGUGCAUAAGCCGGUGCCGGUGCCGGUGCCGAAGCCGGUGCCAGUGCCGGUGAAGGUGCCGGUCGACAAGCCCUACAUCGUCGAGAAGGAGGUGCCGGUCCCGGUUGAGAAGGAAGUGCCGGUACCGGUGAAGGUGCCGGUCCCUGUUCCGGUGCACAUCAAGCACGACGAACACGGCGGCGGCUUCGGCGGCGGCUUCGGCGGCGGUUUCGGCGGCGGUUUCGGCGGCGGUCACGGCGGCGACGAAGGCGGCUUUGAUCUGCACUCCGGUGGCGGCGGUGGCGGCGGCUUUGAUGUGCACUCCGGUGGCGGCGGUGGCGGCGGCUUUGAUGUGCACUCCGGUGGCGGCGGCGGCGGCGGCGGUUACGAUUUCUCGCAUUCGAUUCACGGUUGAUGAGACGCCAUUCCUCGCGAAACGCGCGGGUCCGUCCCGGAUGUCGCGAGAGAUGGCACGUCCGCCUCCGCGCCAACGUCGACGUAAUCGCGCGCACGAGCUUAUUUCCGAAUCGGGAUGGUACUUUAUUACAGCCGAAACCGCGCGCUUCAUCGAACGUCAAUCGGGAAGCUGCACGAUGAAAUUUUCGCGGCUUCAGCGGUAGUCCUCGACCGAGACUAGAAUACUGGCG